UUUUUUUCUUUUCCAGUAGAAGUAGCAUGUAAGUAUUUUAUAAGUCUGUAAUCAAAAAAAGAUGCCACAGAAUUUCAGCUGGUGUCAGACAGCUAGACUUCAAUAUGGUGGGGUAUAUUGUCUGGUUUUUUGCUUCAGACACGCUGGAAGUUCUGAACUAAAAGACUUGCCUGCCUGAUACAGUUGUUACUUCUUUUUUGGGUGAGAGCAGCUUUAGGGCCUUGUGGAUGGAGUCAUGUGCAUGUAUGCUCUAUCGGCAUGCCUUCUUGAGUAAAAUUAAAAAAAAAAAUUACUUGCAGAAUGAAGUGAGUACCAUAUAGAACAAAUGAACAGGAGUCUGUGGCAGCACAGUAACUGGUACAGUUUCUGGAUGUAACCUUGUCCUCUUUUGCUCUGAUACAUGGUGGAUAAGUUGCAAAAUGAAGAGUUUUGAAUGGCUGAUGCGAUUUUUAAGAAAUUAGUAGAGUAGUUGCAAUCUUAAAGGCAUAUUAAAUGCAGUGUGUGUAUUUGGUCAGGAUGGACCCUGCAGUAAUGGUCUAAUCACAGUGAAUUGGGAGCAUGCAUUUGAGAGGAAAACUUUGUUACAAAGUAACUACUUAAAAGCAUGCUCAUCAAAAAUGUUUUAAACGCCAUAAAGACUCUUAAUUACAGCCUUAGGCUCCUUGUGUAGCUGCUUCUUUUGAAAGAUCGUAUUUCUAUUUAUGUCAGUCAUUGUGAUCAAAGUGAAGAUUUUUAGGGUAGAUCUGAAGUAUAAAUCCAUAAUCAUGGUCUAAACAGGAUAUCAGAACUUCUGGGAUGUUACGUUGUUUCCUUCCAUAUAAGGAUGGUUUAAUGAAGCCUCUGCGAAAUUUUGGUUCAUGGGAGUGUUUGUUUAUAACACCUAAGGAGCAGAAGAUGUGAUACUACGAUAAGAAGGUGGAUGCAUGUGAGAGAGGUGACUCGGCUUGCCACUUUGGGACACUGUCAUGGAAGUUUAAUAUGAAAGUGUUAGUCUUUCUCAACUUUCCUUCAUUCUGUAAUGCUGAACUUCUAAAUCCCAUUUUUGUUAACUUUUGGUCAUGACUUAGACAAGAACAGCCUAUUCACAUGUUUGUUGACAUGUGCCUAAAGGUUUUGGAUCCAAUCCUGGAUGCUGUUCAGUGAUAGUUUUGUCCUUAUGUUAGGUCUGCUUAUUUAGGAAGGGUCUUGUGAGGGAAUGUUAAUUAAACAGUGCAUAGUGUAAGCUGUAGUUAAAACAGUCUGAAUUAGAAAGUAUUGCACAGGAGGAAUAUCAAGUUCUUAGGCUGUCGGUACUGCUAGAUCUUUACAGCUUUUUAUUUCCAGUUUUCUGUUAAUCAGGUUUUCCCCACUGACAGCAUCUGUCAGAUGGUAGAUAUUUCCAGCAAAGUCACUUUGCACCUUCUCUGCAUCUCUUAGUUAAGGGUGAGAAGGUGGUACAGGAUGGGAACAUAUCAGCUGUGAAGUUACUGAGAAGACUGAUUCUUCUUAAACACCUUUCACAGAUGUUGCAUUUCCAUGCACUUUGUUAAUCAGCCUGUUGUUCUCAUUUUUAUUUCCAUAGGUCCAGAUCCAGCACUCAGUGUCUGAAUAAAAAGGAAUGUCGAGUGGAUAACCUAUGUGAUGGGAAAGCAAAGGAAAACGAUGUACUGUUAACUACCUGGGCUGUCUAAUUUUUGUGUGCGCUCUUUUUACAGUAUUUUUUUAAGCAGUUGCAUAAAAUUCUGACUUGUGAGAGUGGAUGCAUAGUAGGGAUACAUGUAUGCAGAAAUAAGAAUAUCUUUGAGAAAUACACUGCUGUGAAUGGAUAAGAAGAGAUGUGUGAUUGCUCACUACUAGUUUUCAGUCUCAAUACUUGUGAAAUAGUUUAGUAGCAAUUUGUAUUGAGAGCUAACUAAUGACACAGAUAAAAAGUAUGGUUCUGUGUAUGUUUUUUUAGGGUAUUCCAUGAUGUUAAGGUUUCUUUUUUAAAUACCUGGUUUCUAAAUUGGAUAAUAAAACACAGUGAGUUGCAAUGGUUGUUUUUAUCUGCUUCCCCCACCUUUUCCAGUAUAUAUGUUUUCUUCUUAUCCUAAUUAUGCAUGAGGGGAUGGCCUCUUCAGCUGGUGAAGAAUUAUCUCUAGCAUUUUUUUGGCUAAUUUUACAAAAUGGAAUGUAUUGACUCAUAUACAUUAACUUUGACUUACUGUAAGUAUACUAGUUUUGGCUAGUAUUAGCUAAGGCCAUAGUAGUCCAGUAAAGACUUACAGACAGAUCUGUAAUUCCUUAAAAAUCAGAAAGAUGGGUGGUGAAGAACGUAGAAGUCUAGGUGUAUUAAGAUGCUGGAGAGGCUUGUCUGGGCCCUAUAAAAUAGACGCAUCAAACACAAUGUUCUGUUUGUAUUAAUGAUUUCAGCUUAUAAAGAAUAAUCCUUAGACAUAAAAGUAUAAAUUGAGGUCCUAGAUUUUUUAGAUAUGUUGAUUGAUAGGCUUGUGCGUUUUGAUGGUAUGUGCAAUUCAGGUGUGAGUAGGUACAAAUGGAAGGUGAAUGAGUAUCUAAUUUUCUAACUUUCUUUAUGUUUUUCUUUUAAAAAUCUGUUGGAUAAAAUCCUCUGAUUUAAUUUUCAGAACUUAAAAUUUUGGUUCUUUUUGUAUUUGACCAGGAAAACUAUUAAUUCAGAAACUAGUUUGCGUGUGGGUGGGGAAAAAAAUGUUUGUUCAGGUCCAGAAUCUCUAAAAUAAAAACAGUGGCUUAGUUUAGAAGAUGAAUUAACAAACAAACAGUAUAAGAUCUUCCACAGUUACACACAGAUGCUCCUUUCCAGUCAGAGGUAUUGAAUACCUCUUAUGUAAAGUCUCUUGUUUUCUGAAACUUAGGCAUUUAAGUGACUUGAUUUUUGUACCUAGUUCAGAAACAAUCAGCCAGUAAUGUAUUCCUGAAACUUGAUGAGGCUGUGAUUAAAAAGUAAUGCAAAUGAGAACCUAUUAAAAAUUAUGCUGUGUCAGAUUUCAGUCUGUUUUACUGUGUGCUUGUACGAUUCCAGUAAUUGUGUGCACAAAUCAAGUAACUGGCGCAAAAGUUACAUUGAGCUUGGAGCUGACGGAAAAUUGAACAUUUUUCAUUAUUACAGAUUUUAGAAUAGUCAGUGUGUUGAAAUGAGCAUUUCUCAACUCUUGGUCAUAGGUGAUACUAAGCAAUGAGUAACCAACAACUAAACAUCAAUACCUUUAUGAGUGCAAGAUGUUAUAAAUUAUUAAUGGAUGACAGUAACUGUAACUCUUAGUAGUAGUGUUUUGUUAGGGCAAGCACAAUCUACAGCAGGAGCAAAUGCACUUUAUAAUUUAGUUAGGUGGUAGUUCCAUCCAGAUAAAUAAUGAACCAGUGCUAGUUCUGAAUCACUACUGAAUCACUGUUUUCCUGAUGCUUUUGUUGUCUAAAGGUUGGGAUGUUGUGAAGCUUAGUAUUUGUAAAAUUUUUGGGAUUGCCAUCCUCUUGUAACUUUACAACGAAAUACCUUUAUUUUUAGCCUAUUUUUUCCUGAGUCACAGUCCUUUUUAACUGUUACAAUAAUGUUAUGACACACAUUUUGUGCAGGAUACUAUGGGAAGCCCAUCCAAAAUGAAACAAUUGUUUUUAAAAAAAUCUGCAAAUUUUUAAUGAAUCAACUUUUUCUGCUGUUGAAAUCACUUGAGGAAUGUAAUUCAUUAGCUUAGAUACUAUUUGCCUAUAGUUUAGUGUUUCUGUAUACAGUGUAAGUUGCUUUCUGUUUUUAUUGUAAUAAGGCUUCUUCUACUUGGUUCAAAUAAAGAUGAGAGCUUACAUAUGGGGUUUCUACUACUUUCAGGGAAGAGUGAAUAUUUAAAAUACUGAAAAUAAUAGACUUGAUUUAUUGAAGAAUUACUUAGCACAGGUGUAGAAAAGUACAGAAUGUUUUGAGAAGAACAAGUUUAUUUCAAAAUGUAAUUUUGUGCCUGAAGGUAACAUUCUUUGCUAUUGAGCAUGACUUUGGGGGGAAAAAAUGUGUUACAAGAUGUAGAAAGAUAGUAGGACUUGAAAAUACAGACACUUAUUUACAUAUUCAGAGUACAAUGGAGUAAAACUGUGAUAUCUUGCACAAAUGAGACCUUAUAAGUACAAAACAUAGCGAAAAGAUGACUUCUUGCCCAUGAUACUGUUUGUAUUGUGAAAGUAAGCAUACAAGGAUGUACAAAGUCAUACUUGGUCUGUGAUUUUUUUUUUUUAACACUUCUGUGAAAUUUCUGUCUAGCCAGCUAUUUUCAUCUUAUUUGUGCUGAUUAUUUGUGGAAGUGAAAUACUUGACAUUUGUCCUUAUUUUGUGUAUUUUGGACCAUUUCCCCAAUUUCUCAUUAAUGAUUUAAGAACUCUCUUCAGCUUGGUCUUACAGUCAAUUUUUUGAAGAACUGAAGCUUGUUAAGCUUCUCUAUUCCAUUAUUUUUUUGCAUACAUUGACAGGUGUUUUUUCAGUAUUGUAGCUUGGAGAAUUCUAGUCUUAUUUAUUCAAUAUAUGCAUCACCUAAGAGGAGGCUUAAUAGGUUUUCCUGGGUCUUGAUUCUUGGCAAACAUCUAAAGCUUUUCUUCCUCUACAGUCUAAAAAAUGAAUUUAUUUUCUCCAUAUGCAGCUGGAGACAUGAGUCUGUACUGGUAUUGAACUACUAGCAUUCAACAUCUCUGCACUGAGCCUCGGCUCCUGGAGCUUCUUUUUCUUCUUUUCGCCCAUGUCUCCCCCACCAUUUCACAAGACUGCACAUCCUACUUGUAGGUUUGGGAACCUCUGUGUUUUAAUACUGGUCUUUCUUCCUUCCAGUGUCUUCUGAUGAUUUUGAAGAACUUCUCAAUGGCCCAGAUCUCUUUGAGAAGUGUUUCUCAAAAUUCUAAUAUGGAGAUGAAUCGAGAAAAACUAUGUACCAGUAAAACUGAUGUGAGCUCAGAAUCUGCUUAUCAUUGCUCAGCAUGUCAUGAUGAUGAGGAGUGGAGCAGUACUAGCCGGGGUCGAGCUAAGUCACGAAGCCUGUCUGCUUCACCAGCCCUAGGAAGCACCAAAGAAUUCCGGAGGACACGCUCCUUGCAUGGACCAUGCCCAGUGACCACCUUUGGACCAAAGGCCUGUAUGCUGCAAAAUCCGAAAACGAUCAUGCACAUUCAGGACCCAGCAAGCCAGCGGUUGACAUGGAACAAACCUCCCAAGAGCAUCCUUGUUAUUAAAAAGAUACGUGAUGCUAGUCUGCUGCAGCCUUUUAAAGAACUCUGUGUGUAUCUUACUGAGGAGAAUAACAUGAUAGUGUAUGUAGAAAAAAAAGUUUUGGAAGACCCAGCCAUAGCUAAUGACGAUAAUUUUGGACCAGUGAAGAAGAAAUUUUGCACCUUCAGAGAAGAUUAUGAUGAUAUCUCCAAUCAGAUAGACUUUAUCAUAUGCCUGGGAGGAGAUGGGACCUUACUUUAUGCUUCUUCACUUUUUCAGGGUAGUGUACCUCCAGUUAUGGCUUUUCAUCUGGGAUCCCUUGGAUUUCUUACUCCAUUUAAUUUUGAGAAUUUUCAAUCCCAAGUCACUCAGGUUAUAGAAGGCAAUGCAGCACUUGUUCUACGAAGCAGGCUGAAAGUGAAAGUGGUAAAAGAGAACAGAGAGAAGACAACAAUACAAAAUGGUAUAGAAGAAAAUGGAGUAGUGUCUACAAAUAUAGAGAAAGAAGUGGGCAAACAAAUUAUGCAAUAUCAGGUCCUAAAUGAAGUUGUAGUGGAUCGUGGUCCUUCUUCAUACCUUUCCAAUGUAGAUGUCUUUCUAGAUGGACACCUUAUAACCACAGUGCAAGGGGAUGGAGUCAUUGUCUCCACACCGACUGGUAGCACCGCAUAUGCAGCUGCGGCAGGAGCUUCUAUGAUUCAUCCAAAUGUUCCUGCAAUAAUGAUCACUCCAAUCUGCCCUCACUCGUUGUCUUUCAGACCUAUUGUUGUUCCUGCUGGAGUGGAGCUCAAGGUUAUCUUAUGUUAUUUCUCUUUUCAAGCCAAAAGCUUCUGUAAGCAUGUCAGCCUGGCCAAACUGAAGAGAUUAUGCUUUCCCCGGAUGCCAGGAAUACAGCAUGGGUUUCAUUUGAUGGCAGGAAGAGACAGGAAAUAUGCCAUGGAGACAGUAUUAGCAUCACUACCUCUUGCUAUCCCCUUCCUUCGAUCUGUUUCCGAGAUCCUGUGAGCGACUGGUUUGAAAGUUUGGCUGAGUGUUUACACUGGAAUGUUCGGAAGAAGCAAAAUAAUUUUACUGUUGAAGAAGAAGAAUUUUAAGUAUCUACAUCUAAAAAGACUCAUGGGAAUGGAAAGUGGCAGUAUCCCUUCUGUUAAAAUGUUUGGGUUUCAAGUUUUUGGCUAACGUGUGGAGACAGAAAAACAUAUACAGUGAUGUACCUCAUACCAGUCUGAUCUGCCAAUGGCCCGAAAUCAUUGUACUGCUUCCUGUCCACCAGGAAAAGGAAUGGAAGAAAUUAGGCUCUGAUUGUUGUAAUCCAGAUUUAAUUUCCUUUAAAUGAGAUAUUUCAAAAUGGAUUAUUUCUGAUGGUAUUGACAAGUAAGUCUGUAGAUUUGAUUGUAACCAAUAACUUGCCAACAACAUGGUAGGCUCUAUGCAGCUACAUAAUAGAAUAGUGGCAUAUUUAAUUUGGUAUACUUAUAAUUCCAUUGGUUAAGAUUUUUUCUGUAUAUAAAGCCUUUAAGGAGUUUUCUUUUAAAAGAAGCUCUUCGUUAGCUUAAAUAUAUCUUGCUCCGAAUGUCUCCCUAUCAAGCAACAUUCAUAAUACUUUCUCCAUAGUUGCAAAUGGGACAAACUAUGAAGGAACACCCAGGAAUAUGUUUUCUAUGAAUAGAUGGAACUAAUUUAGAAAAACAAGAAGGAAAAAGCUCGUAUGCACAUUUGGUUGAACAGUGUUUGACCCUUAGCUGUCAUCACUGUAUAAAUAUCCACAAAUAGCAUGGACAGGUGUUAGUGUGGGCUGACUUGGGGUUACAGUGACUUACAUUUUUGUAGCUGAGCUAGUUUGUAGCUCUGCAGUUUCUGUUGGUGAAUCGUCAAUGUGUUCGAUUUCUUACUGUUUUUGUUUAAUUGUCUGGAAUGAAUGGUAGCAUUAGAGGCUACAGAGUUAAAAUUUCACCAGCUGCUCAAGAAGAGUUUGGAUUUGAAUUACUACUAUAUUGUCUAGUUCCAUUGUCUUGAAGAAAAACAAUAUCCUAAACUAGGUCCUGAAUGCCUUCAACGUUCACAAAUAUCAUCUUCCAACUUUGGCUGCUGAGUAAUACAGAAGGGGAUACUGCAUUGGUAGGCUGAUCAGUGAGAAAACACAUUCCCAGUAUAGUAGCAAUGGUGCCUUCAGCACACUCAAGGUAUUCUAAGUCUCGUAUGUACUUUUUUAAGAUGCUUUCAGAUGUUUCUAACUUCUUGAUGUACAUAUUUUAUUGUACAUGCUUUUAUGAAAAGCAGUUUUGAAAAAGGGCUUGUGUUGUAUGUUAACUGAAAAAAUAUAAAGCCCAAGUAUAUUGUUUACAUUUAUGUUCUUUGUGGUGCAGUCUCAUGAUGAUACUAUCCAAACUGUAGCAUUUUCAAACUGUUGCUGCAUUGGCCGUUAAAGGAAUGGACAUUAUCUGUUGUAUAUAUGGCCUAUGCUAUAAUAUUGUGGAGGAAUUAAUUUCUUAUUGAUUAAGGUGGGAUUUCUUUGCAAGCGGAUUGAGAAGCUCUGUUGAGCUAGCUCUUCAUGGUUGUCUUAUGUUGUUUGUGUGGUCCAAGGCGGUAAAGGGAAAUUUAUUAAUUUCUGAACUCUGCAUAACCUGCUCUCCUCUAGUGGUUUAAUGAAUGUGGUCUCCUCAUUUUUGGAUGCUACCCUAGUCUGUCUAAUUUUAUUAAAUCAAGAUGAGAGCACUUUUCCAUAAACCAGAAGCAAGCUCUCAGAUGAGGAUACAAAUCACAAUGGAAUUGUGUUACUAUGAUUAAUAGUUUGUAAAUUUUGUAAAAUAGAAUACUGGUUUAAUUUAGUCUAAACAGACAAAUUUUAUGAUAUCUUGGAAAAUUUUCAGAUCGCUUUUGAGAUUUGUCUUUCACUUCAAUCUGCAGUAAUCUGUAAACUGUUUUGAAGUUGCUUACAGGUUUUGUAGAUGGAAUAUUCAGUUAUUAAAUAUCUGUUUACUUCUUGAGCUAUAGAAGCAUCAAACUUUUUGCUUUGAAACCAUUCAUUUUCUUAUUUAAACAUGCAAUAAUUGAGACAAAGAACAGGGUACAGUGGUUGUAUAAAUGUAUUAAGUGCAAAAUAAGCAGAAUACUAGGCACGUUAGGAAGUGGAAAUCAUUUUGAGGAGGUGAGAUGAAAUGAUUAAUGAGCCUUAUUUAGCUUUUUUUUAAAAGAUAAAACUAUAUUCAGCACUUUUUAUUUAUACUUUUUCGUAAUAGUAAAUCUCAUGGAGUAAAUUGUCAACUUUAAUUUUCAGAGUGUAUAGUUCAUGAAAUCUGUAAACAAAACUUAUUUAACUUCUGUCUUUAAAUUAGAUUUACUGGGGUGUCUUUAUCAUGCAUUGUAAUUGCAUUAUGGGCUUUGAGGCUUUUGCAGUUUUGCUUGUACUACUAUUCCCGCUUGAUGACAAUCUUAUUUGGAUCACUGCUCAGUCAAGUAUAGAGGUACAACCACUGACUACAGGGGAAAAAAAAGUCAUAUGAUUUACUUCAGAAAAGCUGCUUUGAUUAUAAUAUUACUAGCUGCUCUUUACCAAAACACAAUCCAAAUUAUUUGUGUUAAUACAUUACAAAUUUAUCUGACUGUCCAAAGUCCCUUUUCAGGGCCUUUACUCCUCAAAUCAGCAAUUCACAAGCAGGAUAGUGAGGUUUGAUUGGCGUUCAGGUUUUGCAUACUUAACUGCUUAAAGUGUGUGUGUGUGUGUGUGUGUGUGUGUGUGUGUGUGUGGAGGGGGCAACUUCUGUUCCAACUAGAGCUGAGUUGGAAAAAAGCUCUAAUGCAGAUUUGGUUAUUUUGCAGCAAAAAACUCAUUUUGCUGAUGUAGCUUACUCCAUUACAGGAACUCCUUUAAGUUGAACUAGUAAAGUAGCUUUUUGCUGGUUAUGAGCAGUAUUUCUAAUAUAAGGGUUUGUUCAUGUUACGAUUUCUACAACCCCUUUCCAAUAUAAAAAGAGCCAAAAGGGAGGCUUGGAAAUGAAUUUGUUUAGAAGAAAAUCAGUUACACUCUAGUAGAGUUUAAGCAUUUAUUAAAAAUUGAUGUAAUAUGGUAUAAUGCAGAGUGUACUGAAUUUUUUUAAAGAAAAAUCUUGUUACAUAUUGUUAAUGUUCCGAAAACUUGUUUUAAAUAUUGUUGAAAACAAAUAUUUUUCGAUCCUUUCAAUAAAUUCUUUUUUUAAAGUUGGA
This is a messenger RNA of Dromaius novaehollandiae (emu), 9379 nucleotides long. RefSeq names its product NAD kinase (gene NADK). Gene Ontology annotation, molecular function: NAD+ kinase activity. The record is from RefSeq and is a predicted model, not a curated record. NCBI's taxonomy places the organism in Eukaryota, Metazoa, Chordata, Aves, Casuariiformes, Dromaiidae. Gene Ontology annotation, biological process: NADP+ biosynthetic process; NAD+ metabolic process. The transcript has 12 exons. Bases 4811 to 6181 code for a protein of 456 amino acids.